AAACCAAUAGACCAACAUAAUCUUGUUUCUUACUCUGUUAUUGCUGAAUUCUGUCCAAGAUGAAGCCAUUGAGGCUUAAGCUUCUAGAAAUUUCUCUGUUUUAUGUGAUUCUAUGUUUCACACACGUGGUAGCAGAGCAAUACAGAAAAACUUACAUAAUCCACAUGGACAAGACCAACAUGCCGGAGAGCUUCACCAACCAUCUCCAAUGGUAUGAUUCAUCGUUGAAAUCUGUAUCGGACUCUGCAUCCAUGCUUUACACUUACAGCAACGUAAUCCAUGGCUACUCCACGAGGUUAACGGCUGAGGAAGCCGAAGCACUCGAAGAGCAGCAGGGGAUUCUCUCUGUAAUUCCUGAAUUAAGAUAUGAACUGCAUACUACUCGGACCCCGGAGUUUCUUGGGUUGGAAAAGGGUAGUGCGUUAUUCCCCACGUUUGAAUCGGAAAGCGCUGUGAUUGUCGGUGUGCUGGACACUGGUGUUUGGCCGGAGCUGAAGAGUUUCAAUGACGAAGGGCUGGGGCCAGCACCGGAGAAGUGGAGUGGCGAGUGUGAGGUGGGAAAGACCUUCAAAUCGUUCAAUUGCAAUAAGAAACUGAUUGGUGCGAGGUAUUUUUCAAAAGGGUAUGAAGGAGCCAUCGGACCUAUUAACGAAACCGUAGAAUCAAAAUCGCCUAGAGAUGACGAUGGACAUGGAACUCACACCUCAACAACGGCAGCUGGGUCGGCUGUUUCCGAUGCUAGCUUAUUUGGUUUUGCUUCAGGGACGGCACGAGGGAUGGCUACAAAAGCUCGAGUCGCCAUUUAUAAGGUGUGCUGGCUCAACGGCUGUUUUGGGUCUGAUGUUUUAGCCGCCAUGGACAAGGCUGUCAAAGACGGCGUGGAUAUCAUAUCCUUGUCCCUCGGUGGAGGAGGAUCAGAGUAUUACAAGGACAUCAUCGCAAUCGGAGCAUUCUCGGCGAUGGCAUAUGGAAUUCUUAUAUCUUGCUCAGCUGGAAAUGGCGGGCCCUACUCAAGUAGCUUGAUCAAUAUAGCACCGUGGAUAACUACGGUCGGUGCCGGGACUUUGGACCGUGAUUUCCCCACCCAUGUUACUCUAGGAGAUGGACAAAAAUAUUCCGGUGUCUCACUUUACAAUGGAAAGACUACAUCGAAUUCCAUGGUGCCAAUUGUUUAUGCCGCCAACGUGAGUAAUUCAAGUAGUGGCAAUCUUUGCUUGUCUGGAACCUUGAUUCCGGCUAAAGUAGCUGGAAAAAUCGUGCUAUGUGAUCGAGGGGGAAGCUUCAGAGUGGAAAAGGGAUUGGUUGUGAAGGAGGCUGGCGGAGUUGGGAUGAUUUUAGCGAACACAGAAUUUUACGGGGAAGAGCUUGUUGCCGAUGCACACAUCUUGCCUUCAUCAGCGGUAGGGGAAAAAACUGGAGAUGCUAUCAAGAAAUACAUCUCUACCGAGGCUAAUCCGACAGCCACAAUUGUGCCCGAAGGCACAGAGUUGGGCGUUCAGCCAUCUCCGGUGGUGGCAGCAUUCAGUUCAAGAGGUCCAAAUCCAAUCACAAUGGAGGUACUUAAACCGGACAUUAUUGCACCGGGGGUCAAUAUAUUGGCUGGGUGGUCUGGGGCCGCUGCUCCGACUGGAUUAGAAGAGGACAAAAGGCGCGUAAAGUUCAAUAUCAUUUCAGGCACGUCAAUGUCUUGCCCACAUGUAAGUGGGAUAGCCGCCCUCCUGAAGGCUGCCCAUCCGGAAUGGAGUCCAGCAGCCAUUAGAUCCGCCCUCAUGACCACCGCCUACUCAGCAUACAAAGAUGGAAAACCCAUCCAAGAUGUUGCCACUGGCCAACCAGCAACACCAUUCGAUUAUGGUGCAGGGCAUGUGGAUCCAGUAGAAGCCCUUGAUCCUGGCCUUGUUUAUGACAACUCCGUUGAUGACUAUCUGGACUUCCUUUGUGCCUUGGGCUACUCAUCAACUCAUAUCAAGCGAGUCACAAAUAGACACUUCACCUGUGAUUCAAGCAAAAAUUACUCACUAGCAGAUUUCAAUUAUCCGUCCAUUUCAGUUCCUCUUCAAAGUGCUUCAGGAAAGAAGGGCGACGCUGGAAAAGGAGAGGAAACCUUCGACGAAGAGCCGAAGGGGAGAGACAGGAACGGAGACGAUAUAGGACAAGCGGGGGCAGCCGCCCCCCUAAGCCUUUGAAAAUUUCCAAAUAUGGUACAUUAAUUUUGUUUUUAACAAAAUUUUGUGUUUCGA
Rubroshorea leprosula is the source of this 2240-nucleotide messenger RNA. Lineage: Eukaryota; Viridiplantae; Streptophyta; Magnoliopsida; Malvales; Dipterocarpaceae. The record is from the annotation of a GenBank genome assembly.